Messenger RNA from Marchantia polymorpha subsp. ruderalis, 1100 nucleotides. The record is from the annotation of a GenBank genome assembly. Lineage: Eukaryota; Viridiplantae; Streptophyta; Marchantiopsida; Marchantiales; Marchantiaceae.
UUGCCCUUUGGUAUGAUCCAUGGCUUCCGAUCGCUUUUGCUAUUUUAAUUGAAGAUUUGACGCAAUAGCUUCAUGCUUGAGUGGAGGCAUCCAAAAAAAUCGUUGCCCGAGGGAACUGUAACAAACCUUGGACCUUCUUCAAAAGUGCAUGAUUUAUGCGUCUGACCAAUGGCCACUGGGUUCGGAUUUGGCUCUCAAACACUCGUGUCUAGACCACUUCUCGCCGAGUCACUCGUUCAUGAUCUGAACGAUGACUUUGCAGCACGAGGGGGACAAAACAGUGCGCUGAUCUGCAGUCACCCGCACUACAUCCAUCCAUUGGUCACCUUACGAUGUCACGAUUCCAUUACAGUGGUCGAAGGAUCCAAAGGGUUUUCUGCUGAUCCUGCCCUUGUGAUUAUGAGGAUGUGAGAAGAGCUCGUUUUGCCCAUGCAUGCAAAUUUGCGUGGCGAGACCAGAGCUGGGCACCAAUGGGCUCGGGCUGAAUGAGUCGUUGUUCGUGCUGAGACCGAAUGCGAGGGCUACUGUUCCGAUCGUGAGCAGUGAGAGAGAGAUCGGCGCCACAAGGCCCGACAGAAUCACACAGACCGCACCGUGCUCCGUGCCUCUGUUCUCGAGCGCAGACUCUUGCCGAGUUUAUGCCACACCGGCGAGCUCGGUUCUCGGUCGAGGGUCGAGGAUCGACGCUAUUGAUCACCCUCCCUCAUUCAUUCGUGCUGCCAACCGAGCAUCUCAUCCCAUCUCGCUGCAUACACCUCCAUCGGCAGCGGCGCUACGUCGGCCAUCGUCCCCCCAUUCCUCCGACAAACUCGAAGCAGAGAAAAGCUUUCUUGCUCAGGCGGCUUCAUGAGAGAGAGAGAGAGAGAGAGAGAGAGAGAGAGAGAAGGGCCCACAGCUUAUGUUGGGAAAAAAGCGGAUCAUAUCCUCGGGACACGUCUGGGCCUCGCUCUCUCGCUCUCCUCUCGGCGAGGGACGAGGCCUUGGCCUUGCACUCGGGUUCAGUGUCAGGACUGUAGUAGAGUAGAGUGCAUUAACGUGCUAGGCGUCUUCUGGUGCAAGAAUAAAUGAGUGAAUGAGUAAGUUAGUAAAUGAACGAAGUG